GGCGUUUUUCUGGCUGGUGUCGCUGCUCCUGGCGUCUCUGAUCUGGUUCAUUUCGGUCCAUCUCAGUGACCGAGAGGACGCCAAGCUGCAGUACGGCCUCCUCAUCUUUGGGGCUGCCGUCUCCGUCCUGCUGCAGGAGGCUUUCAGAUUCGCCUACUUCAAGCUGCUGAAGAAAGCGGAUGAAGGCCUGGCGACGAUCAGCGAGGACGGCCGGUCCCCCAUCUCCCUCAGGCAGAUGGCUUAUGUCUCAGGCCUGUCCUUCGGCAUCAUCAGUGGCGUGUUUUCCGUCAUUAAUGUCCUGGCAGACUCCAUCGGGCCGGGCAUCGUCGGGAUCCACGGGGACUCACCCUACUACUUCAUCACGUCCGCGUUCCUCACCAUGGCCCUCGUCUUGCUCCACACCUUCUGGGGAGUGAUCUUCUUCGACGCCUGCGAAAAACGCCGUUACUGGUGCCUGGGNCUGGUGGUUGCCAGGCCCCUCCUCACCUCGGGGCUG
Phaethon lepturus (White-tailed tropicbird) is the source of this 496-nucleotide messenger RNA. RefSeq names its product gamma-secretase subunit APH-1A. The annotation marks the transcript as partial. Gene Ontology annotation, biological process: protein processing; positive regulation of catalytic activity; Notch signaling pathway. NCBI's taxonomy places the organism in Eukaryota, Metazoa, Chordata, Aves, Phaethontiformes, Phaethontidae. The record is from RefSeq and is a predicted model, not a curated record. Gene Ontology annotation, cellular component: gamma-secretase complex; endoplasmic reticulum; membrane. The transcript has 5 exons. Gene Ontology annotation, molecular function: protein-macromolecule adaptor activity.